Chanos chanos (milkfish) is the source of this 389-nucleotide messenger RNA. RefSeq names its product small ubiquitin like modifier 2a (gene sumo2a). The record is from RefSeq and is a predicted model, not a curated record. Gene Ontology annotation, molecular function: protein binding. Bases 6 to 293 code for a protein of 95 amino acids. Lineage: Eukaryota; Metazoa; Chordata; Actinopteri; Gonorynchiformes; Chanidae. The transcript is spliced from 4 exons.
CAGCAAUGGCGGACGAAAAACCCAAGGAGAGUGUGAAGACUGAAAACAACGACCACAUUAAUCUGAAAGUGGCUGGUCAAGAUGGCUCAGUGGUGCAGUUCAAAAUUAAGAGGCACACACCGCUUAGCAAAUUGAUGAAGGCAUAUUGCGAAAGACAGGGACUAACAAUGAGGCAAAUUAGAUUCCGGUUUGAUGGGCAGCCAAUCAACGAGACAGACACUCCUGCACAGUUGGAAAUGGAGGAUGAAGAUACGAUUGAUGUAUUCCAGCAACAGACAGGAGGCCUCAUAUGAAAUAUCCGACUUCACCCAACCAUCAGCACAGCUCUUUCCCAUCUUCUACCCGCUUGGUUUUCUGAUCUUUCCACACAAAGCUACUGCAGCACAGAC